AUGGACGUUAUAGACUUCCAGUGGGAACAUUUGUUGGAAUCUUCACCGGAGAGGUCAUUACCGACAGUGACUGUAAAGGACGCACCAUCAUGUACAAAAAUUUCCGGCAUGGCUACAUCGUCGACCUCGAUUUCCAUUGCAACAGGUAUUCUGGCAUUCAGUAUUGUGUCGACAGCACCAGGAUCAGGAAUUUCACUCGUUUCAUUAAUCAUUCCUGUGAUCCCAAUUGCGCCUUUUUCCCUUGCGUUCUGA
This is a messenger RNA of Desarmillaria tabescens, 252 nucleotides long. RefSeq lists its product as uncharacterized. The record is from RefSeq and is a predicted model, not a curated record. Lineage: Eukaryota; Fungi; Basidiomycota; Agaricomycetes; Agaricales; Physalacriaceae. The transcript is spliced from 4 exons. Bases 1 to 252 code for a protein of 83 amino acids.